Molecule: messenger RNA, 902 nt
Organism: Zychaea mexicana
Lineage: Eukaryota; Fungi; Mucoromycota; Mucoromycetes; Mucorales; Lichtheimiaceae
Product: diacylglycerol acyltransferase type 2A
Exons: 5
Coding region: 140-895 (251 amino acids)
Biological process (GO): triglyceride biosynthetic process
Cellular component (GO): endoplasmic reticulum membrane
Molecular function (GO): diacylglycerol O-acyltransferase activity
Source: RefSeq, a predicted model, not a curated record
GGAGAAGAGAGUUGGCUCGAACCUGGUCAUAUUGGCGUUAUUUUGCUGACUAUUUCCCUGCAAUUAUCACCAAGGAGGCCGACUUGGAUCCUAGCAGAAACUAUUUGGUGCUACACUGUUGCACAGGAGCCCGUGCGUCAUGCCUCCUUUCUCGUCACUCAUUUUGCUUGACAUUUUGCGAUCAAAAUGCGUCUAUAGCUACCAUCCCCACGGAAUCAUUUCCGUCGGUGCUAUCGUCACGUUUGCCAGUGAAGGCAACGGAUUUAGCAAGCACUUUCCCGGUAUAACGCCGUCAUUGAUGACGUUAUCCAGCAAUUUCAAAAUCCCUUUCCAUCGCGAGUACAUUCUGGCUCUCGGCAUGUGUGAUGUCUCCCGUCAAUCAUGCAAGAAUGUUUUAAAGUCAGGAGGCCCUGGUCGGUCCAUUGCUAUUGUAAUUGGUGGGGCGUCUGAAUCGUUGAACGCAAGGCCUGGUGUGAUGGAUCUGACCCUAAAAAAGCGUCUUGGCUUUGUAAGAAUUGCAUUGGAAACAGGUGCUAGUAUGGUUCCCGUCCUCAACUUUGGCGAAAAUGAGUUGUAUGAGCAGGUAUCGAAUGACGACGGAUCAUGGCUUCGCAAGCUACAGACAAAAACCCAGCGUUUAGCCGGGUUUACACUGCCAUUAUUCCACGGCCGUGGCAUUUUCAAUUAUGAUAUUGGACUCUUGCCGCAUAGACGACCUAUGCACGUUGUCUUUGGCGAACCAAUCCACCCUCCUUUAGGAGUAUCUGACGAAGAAAAGGAUCAAGUGGUACGAGAACUGCAUGACAAAUACAUGCAGAACUUGAAGACUCUGUACGACAAAUAUAAGGAUGAAUAUGCACCGGACAGAGUUAAAGAUAUUGAAUAUGUCGAGUAAAAGCGAU